Molecule: messenger RNA, 1126 nt
Organism: Procambarus clarkii (red swamp crayfish)
Lineage: Eukaryota; Metazoa; Arthropoda; Malacostraca; Decapoda; Cambaridae
Product: pre-mRNA-splicing factor syf2
Cellular component (GO): post-mRNA release spliceosomal complex; Prp19 complex; catalytic step 2 spliceosome
Source: RefSeq, a predicted model, not a curated record
UGCUGUAACUAUAAGUGAUAAAUAAAUAUUAGUUCACUUAUAACUUAGAUUACUUAGCUCGGAUGUAAAGGGAUGUUUUUGUUAUUGUUUGCUGAGGAAAAGUGUGCGGUCGUGUUUUUGGGAGGACUAAAAAAUGGCAGAAGUAGCUACAAGCUCUAGCAGUUCCAACAAGACGGACAAAAUUGCUGACUUCAAAGCACGUCUCGCCAAGCUGCAUAGCAAAAGGAAUGAAGCUGCAGUUCUAAACCAUAAAGAAGUUGUGGAAGAAGACCGAGUUAAGCAAAUGCCAAAAAAUUAUGCAAAGAAGCGUGAAAGACUAGAAGCUGAAUUUAAAGAAGAUCAGCGAAGAGAGGCUGUUUUAGCAGAGGGUAAAGACUAUGACCGUCUGAGAAUGCUGGAAGUGGGAGCAGAUGAAGCAGAGCGCUGGGAGAGGAGAAAGAAGAAGAAGAACCCAGAUCAAGGUUUUUCUACUUACGAAGAUGCCACAAUCAGGCAAUACAACCGUCUUGUUAAAAAUAAGAAAACUAACAUGGAAGAGUACGAGAGAGAGAAGCAGGCUGUUGGAGAAGCUGCAUUUUAUGGAGAAGACAACACAAUUGCCAUUGGUCUUCACAAAGAUUCUGCUUCAGCAAUUGAUAACAUGGUGGAAGAUCUGGAGAAGCAGAUUGCUAAGCGAGAGAAGUAUUCGCGUCGUCGCAUAUAUGAUGAUGAUGCCGACAUCAACUUUAUCAAUGAGCGCAAUAUGAAAUUCAACAAAAAAUUGGAACGCUUCUAUGGUAACUACACAGAAGAAAUCAAACAAAAUCUGGAAAGAGGAACAGCUGUGUAAACGUCUGCAGUGUUCUUUUAGGAUACAAGUGUAUGUUGGAAGCUUUUUAAGAGCUGCCUACAGUACAAAGUAGAAAUUAUUUUUUUUUUUGUCUUGCAACCCUAAAAAGCAGUGUUUUUCCUCUUCAUAGCAGUGUAAAUAUCAAUUUAGACACAUCAUUCAUGUAAUUAUUCAUCAGGUGACUUAAUUAAAAAUAUUCCCAUACUGUACUAUGUAUGUAGGCGAUGAGUCACAAUACAAUGGCUGAAGUAUGUUAACCAAUCCACACACUAGAAAAUGAUGGGACGACGACGUUUC